AUGAGCGCAAAGCCCUCAAGUGGCCCCGACGCCUGGGAGCAAGACUGGGAGAGUCAAGCCGAUACUCUCGAGGCCGAACCCGCCCCGCCUCCGCAGGAGAAGAAAGUCUCCUCCAAAGUCACCAAAGCUCAGCGCAGAGCCCAACAGGCCGAGUUUAACCGCCAACUGUGGGCCGAAGCGUAUGUACAUUGCAACCAUAUGCUUGAUUCACCCCAGACCUUCCACUUUCUAGAGGCGCGAUCAAGUGUCCCUCUCAAGCAAGAAUUCAAACCCACCGUCACGGUUCUCAGUCGCAAUCCUCAAAUAGCCACACGCCAAUCAUCCUCCGCGGUAGACGCGGCAAGCGCUGGUAUUGGACGACUGGGGCUGAACGAAGAUGACGACUCUGACGAAGAAGGCAGAUCUUCUCAGCCUACUGCCGAGGAGCGACAGGCUAUUGCCCUGCGCAAUCUAGAAGAAAAGCAGCGCAAGUAUGAGGAAGCACGCGAACGACUAUUUGGGAGCCCGUCUGCCCCCACCUCCGGCGCGUCCUCACCACGCAGUGCGACCCCACCUAAACAGCACGAAGGUCGCGGCAAAGGCAGAAGCCGUGGAAACGGGCGAGACAACAAUCGUGAGAAGCGGGAACCAUCUGUUGCGUCGGGAAAGGCUAAGCAGCUCUACGACCCUGGGUCUCCGAAACCGAACUCGACUUAUGGACCGCGAAAGGAGAAGCAGAGCGGUAUCCGACGGGAGGAAGACUCCCAGUCUCCAAAACAGCCAAUCCGCAGUCCUCGCGGCCCCGACAGCAGUGGGAGGGGCGGAUUUAGAAUGGGCAACAGGGGUGCCCGAGGAGGCUAG
Molecule: messenger RNA, 840 nt
Organism: Aspergillus ibericus CBS 121593
Lineage: Eukaryota; Fungi; Ascomycota; Eurotiomycetes; Eurotiales; Aspergillaceae
Exons: 3
Coding region: 1-840 (279 amino acids)
Source: RefSeq, a predicted model, not a curated record